Molecule: messenger RNA, 606 nt
Organism: Zerene cesonia (dogface butterfly)
Lineage: Eukaryota; Metazoa; Arthropoda; Insecta; Lepidoptera; Pieridae
Exons: 3
Coding region: 175-597 (140 amino acids)
Biological process (GO): positive regulation of voltage-gated potassium channel activity; sleep; regulation of synaptic transmission, cholinergic
Source: RefSeq, a predicted model, not a curated record
UAAAUUUACAGAAUAAGGAUGUUUAUUGUCACUUCUAAUAGCUUUAUUCGAACCUCGGUGCGUGUCCACUUGCGGUUCAGUUGUUGGUGACAAUCUGACCAGUGAUAGUAAAAAGGUUUUAUAAUAUAAAAAAAAAUUGACAGAGAACUAUUCCCGCCAAUUCUUUUUGUAACAAUGUUCCUUUUAUCUGUGGUGUGUUUGUUUAUGGUAAUUCAAUUUGGCUCAGCAAUAAGAUGCUACGAUUGCAACAGCGCCAACAACUCAAUGUGCCUCGACCCAACUAUUUACGACGUUGAAAGCGUGCAAAAGUACCUCAAAACCACGACCUGCGAUAAGAAGAUCAUGGCCGGCCAGCAGGGGAACGGCAAAAUGUUCUGCAGGAAGAUUAUACAGACUAUUCUUCACAAGGGCCAUGACGCCGAGGUCCGCGUGACCCGCGGCUGCGGCUGGGUGAAGCACCACCGGGACUGCUAUAAGGCUGACAAUGAAGACCACCUCGAAACUGUCUGUCAGUGCUUCACUGAUGACUGUAAUUCAGCGGCGAUCCUCGGCGCGACGCUGUUACCUCUCACUGUGCUUGUAAUGUUCAUGCAAUAAAUUGUUUUG